This is a messenger RNA of Acanthosepion pharaonis, 690 nucleotides long. The record is from the annotation of a GenBank genome assembly. NCBI's taxonomy places the organism in Eukaryota, Metazoa, Mollusca, Cephalopoda, Sepiida, Sepiidae.
AUGUCUCACAUCGAACCACCCAUUCCUGACAAUUUUCCUCUGCUGCCUGCUUUUUCCCUUCCAGCUACGCUUAUCAAUUCCUUCUCUCGUAUCCUAUACACCACGGCAUCACUUCCCGUCACCGGCAUCCCACCCGCCCAAAAUGCCAACACAAAUCACCGCGGCCUCAUUCACCAAUAUCAAACACUGAACCUCACUAUAUUUCUUUAUCACCCACCCAAAUCCCAACAUGGCACACCUGUCCCGUUGCUUCCACAUGAUGGAUCUAUUUGCACUGAUUUUUCGUUUGCACUUCCGUCUGUUUAUAACAAUCUAUCUAUCUAUCUAUCUAUCUAUCUAUCUAUCUAUCUAUCACAUACUGCUCAUAUCUAUCUAUCUAUCUAUCUAUCUAUCUAUCUUACUCUUAAAAAGAGCAUAUGUUCCUUUACUAGAUUCUUUUUAUAUAUGUCACUCUUCUCUUCUCUGUCUAACAUUUCUAAUCUAUCUAUCUAUCUAUCUAUCUAUCUAUCUAUCUUAGUCUAUUUCUAUCUAUCUAUCUUUGUUCAUAUCUAUCUAUCUAUCUAUCUAUCUAUCUUAGUCUAUUUCUAUCUAUCUAUCUUUGUUCAUAUCUAUCUAUCUAUCUAUCUAUCUAUCUAUCUAUCUUUGUCUGUUCAUAACUACCUAUCACAUACUGCUCAUAUCUAUCUAUAG